CAGAAACGAAACGCAUUUUGUGAUACAGAGAGAGAGAUAUCACCAUUCACUCCACCACCUGAUUUGCAUCAGUUUCUUCUGGAAUCGUACUUAGACUGAUAUGAAAUGAAUCCAAUUCGACAGAGAGUAGCAAAGAGUGUCUGAUCUGAUCGCUGAUUCUCAUGGCGGGACGGGUCUACGAAGCCUGGAAGGGAAGCAAUAAGUUUUUAUUUGGUGGGAGACUUAUAUUUGGCCCAGAUGCUUGGUCUCUUCCUUUUACGUUGUUGCUCAUCAUAACUCCAGUUACUUUGUUCUCUGUUUUUGUUGCAACACAUCUCCGCCACAAGUUCUUUCCAAACACUGCAGGAGAUGCCAUCUUAGUAAUAGCGAUUCUGUUUACUCUUUUUGUACUGAUCCUCCUCUUCCUCACUUCUGCGCGAGAUCCUGGAAUCGUUCCAAGAAACUUGCAUCCGCCAGAGGAAGAACUUUCCUAUGAGACAACUGUGUCAAGUGAUGGAAGACAAACACCAACUGUUCAAAUUCCAAGGACAAAAGAAGUCAUGGUUUAUGGCGUUCCCGUUAGAGUUAAAUAUUGCGAUACAUGCAUGCUUUAUCGACCUCCUCGUUGCUCACAUUGCUCUAUUUGCAACAACUGUGUUGAGCGUUUUGAUCAUCAUUGCCCUUGGGUAGGCCAAUGCAUUGGAGUGAGAAAUUAUAGGUUCUUCUUUAUGUUUGUUUCCUCUGCAACUCUUCUCUGCAUCUACGUGUUCUCCAUGUCGGCUUUAUACAUAAAAUUUCUGAUGGAUAACAACCAAGGUACUGUGUGGAGAGCAAUGCGAGAAUCACCUUGGUCUGUUAUGCUGAUGAUAUAUUCCUUUAUCUCUCUAUGGUUUGUUGGAGGGCUUACUGGUUUCCACUUAUACCUUAUUAGCACAAACCAGACAACCUAUGAGAAUUUCCGUUACAGAUCAGACAAUAGAAUCAACGUUUAUAACCGCGGGUGUUCUAAAAAUUUCCUUGAGACAUUUUGCUCGAAAGUUAAGCCCUCAAGGAACGACUUCAGAGCGUUCAUGAGAGAAGAACCUCCGAGGAGUAUCACAUUGGCUACCACAUGGGAAAGACCAGGAGAAGAAGAAGAAGAAGAAAGUUUGGACUUGGAGGAACGGCGUCAGAAAGUGGAAGACGAUCUGGACAUCGACCAAGAUGUUAUGAAACUACAGCAGCGUUCUAAUGCAGAAGAAGGUAGCGAUCCAGCGCAUCAGAGGGUCGAGAUUGACCAAAUAAGAGUUGGAUCUAGUGAGAGAGCACCAACGAUUCGAUCUGAAGUGAGGCACGCGAACGGGGGAACAAGAAGUAGCACAAAAGAGGAUGUAACUAGUGGUUCUUCAGUCAGGGAGAGUAGAAGCUAUGCAGCUGCAGAGGAAGGACGGUGAUGAAUGAACAAUGGGAGUAAAGAGAUUUUCUAUUGCUUACUGAACUUUAUUGUUUUAAUUUUUUAUUAUAUUUACGGGUUUAGACCCUCGUGGUCUGGUUUGGGAGUUGUGAACAUUUACGGUGGUUUGGGCAACUGUGAAUAAGUUUAUAGUAAGCUUGGAUAGUAAAUUAGGUUACUCUAUCCGCUUAAAUUUUCUAUAGAUGUUUUUGGGAACCAUUGAGUAUUUGUAGAACUAGAAACUGUCCAAAUUGGGAAAGCUUCUUAUUUUUUGUCAUGCAAAUCCAAAUUGGGAAA
Eruca vesicaria subsp. sativa (arugula) is the source of this 1708-nucleotide messenger RNA. The record is from the annotation of a GenBank genome assembly. Lineage: Eukaryota; Viridiplantae; Streptophyta; Magnoliopsida; Brassicales; Brassicaceae.